Podarcis raffonei (Aeolian wall lizard) is the source of this 4103-nucleotide messenger RNA. RefSeq names its product rhotekin 2 (gene RTKN2). Gene Ontology annotation, biological process: signal transduction; hemopoiesis; positive regulation of cell population proliferation. NCBI's taxonomy places the organism in Eukaryota, Metazoa, Chordata, Lepidosauria, Squamata, Lacertidae. The transcript has 12 exons. The coding region runs from base 126 to 1973 and encodes 615 amino acids. The record is from RefSeq and is a predicted model, not a curated record.
CGGGCCCCGCGCUGCCGUUGGGCCGGAGCAGCAGCGAAGGAGGCGGAGCGGGAAGUUUGAACUGCGGCGGCUCUGAGGAGGAGGAGGCGGCGGCGGCGGCGGCCAUAGCCGGGGCGGGAAAGGCGAUGAGGCGGUGCCGAGCAGGCCGCGCUGCCGACGAGCAGCAGGUGAAGGAGGGCCAGGGUGGCAGCAUUCAAGAGAAAAUUGACUUUGAAACGAGAAUGCGAGAAGGAAUUUGUAAGCUGCUUGCUGUUAGCACACAAAAGGACCAAAUAUUGCAUGCAGUUAAGAAUCUGAUGGUUUGCAAUGCUCGCAUCCUUGCCUACAGGACAGAAUUACAGAAACAGACAGGAGAAUCAACCAUGAAGAGAACCGCAGUGCGAUGUUCAGAUUUUGCAGCUAAAGACCGUGAAGCUUGUGGAGGGAGACUUGCCAUAUCAGAUCUCCGAAUUCCAUUAAUGUGGAAAGGCUCUGACCACUUCAGCAGCAGAGACAGAACCCAACGUUACUCAGUAUUUUGCUUACUCAAAGCAGGAACUCAGGUUUUUGAUACAGACUUGCUUAUUGUGGAUAAAGCAAUCACAGAUAUAUGUUUUGAAGGUGCUACCAUAUUUGAGGAAGCUGGCCCAGCCUUCCAGCUGAAGAUUGAAGUCUACAGUUGCUGCUGUACUGAAGAAUCUUCAACUAUAACAAACACUCCUAAGAAGCUAGUAAAGAAGUUGAAAACCUCAAUUGGGAAAGCUGCUGGGAAAAAACUCAGUCCUGUGUUGGAUGACAGCAACCCUGAAUCCUUGUUGCUUACUGAGGCAGCCGUAGUGGGUGCAAAAUACAAUUUGCUGGCACAUACAUCUUUGGGAUUGGAGAGUGUCAACAACAAUUUCAGGACCCACAACCUUACUGCCGUGGGAGAUGAGGAAUCUUCUUUUUGGCUUCCAUUGUAUGGCAGCCUGUGUUGUCGUCUAAUUGCCCAACCAUACUGCAUGACCAAGGAUAUGAUGACUGGAUUUCUUAGUCAACAGCAAAAGAUAGGGAAUGUGACUGGAUGGAGGAAACUAUACUGUGUACUGAGAGGUGGCAAACUCCUUUGUUAUUGUACACCAGAAGAAAUAGAAGCUAAAGUGGAGCCGACUUUGACAGUUUCUGUCAACAAGGAAACCAGAAUUCGUGCUGUGGAUAAAGAUACCCCGAUGAACUCCAAUAACUUUUCUGUUAUCAACCCUGAGGCUGGUGAAACUGUGACUCAGAUUUUUGCAGUUGAAAGCCGUGAAGACCUUUAUAACUGGAUGGAAGCUUUCUGGCAGCACUUCUAUGACUUCAGCCAGUGGAAACACUGUUGUGAAGAAUUCAUGAAAAUUGAGAUUAUGUCACCACGGAAACCACCAUUGUUCUUGACGAAAGAGGCUACUUCAGUUUACCAAGAUAUGAGCAUAGAUUCCCCAGUAAAACAUGAAGCAUUCCCUGAUACAGUGCAACGAAAAGUUGAGGAAGUCAAUGGGGAGCUGCCGAUUGGCCAACAAGAAGGUUUGCCACCUUCAUGGGCAGCCAUGUUUGACGGUUCUCACCACAUGCUUGUGCAGAAAAGCCUGCUUCCAGGAGCGAAAGAAGAGGCCAUAAGCCCUAGUGAAGGGAAGGGCAAGAAGAGAAGAGCACCCCUUCCACCAUCUGAUAAGCCGCCAUACAUCACAGGAGCACGGACAAUGUCAGAUCAAUUGGGCAAGGAAAACAUCUGGAAUAAUUCUCCUCAUAAAAACAGUUCUCCUGAUUCCAUCUCAUCUUCUGUUCCUCACUUCAAACAACCUAUUGCAGCUCCCCGCAAACCAACUCCUUGGCAGAAAGGUAACUUCGCUGACAAUGAAAAUCCUGCCGAUUCAGGUACAAAGGUUGAUAAUAGCGACAAACCCAUUCCUGCUCCUAGGCAGAAGUUGGUCAAAGAGAUGCUUGAGCCUAGAAUCUGUUUUCAUUCGCAGGUGUAGGAUUGGUGCUUGGUUUGCUCAGAAUUACGGGGGCAAAGGGAGUGUUGGCCAUGUUCACUAUCUGUCUUUCGCCAGAGUUCCUGAAGUGUUAACAUAUUUAUUUUCAACACACAGCCAGGUGAUUGAGAUUAUAGCAAAGGAAACACCUCUCCUUCCAUCCUGUCCCCAAAUUGUGCUCUGCUUGACAUCGCCAGUGUGUAAAGAGAUUCCUCAACAAAUAUACAAAUCAGCAGGGUUGUUUUUUUUAACAAUGGAGAACCUUCUGAUAGACUUAAACUGUUCUCCCCCCCCUCCAAAACAUCUGCAUGAUCUUUAAUAAUUCAACCCAUACAUUUCCCCCAGAUUGCAUUUCAAAUAUCCAAUCUCACAUUUACGACAGGUUUUUGAGCAGGCACUUAACUUGAGGAGAAUAAAAUUCUUCCUUGUGUUGUCAGGAUUAACCACAGAUGCUGUUGGCCUCUGCCCAUAGAAGUCUAUGGGACCAGUCUCUAGACCCUCACAGUAAUAGGAAUGUCUCUUCAUGAAUGGUCUUACAAAAGAGUUUGAAGAAAAUAAAGUACCUGUAGGCCUGCUUGUUUACCAUCCCAUCCUCCUGUGAAGCUCUCUUGUUCUUGCCCCCUUCCUCUAGUUUUAACCCCGUCCCUGCCCAAGUGGCACACAGCUAGAGUUUGUAAGGCGUUUCCCAUAGUGCUUCCAAAGUCAGGUGAAUUGUGCAGUGUCAGAUGCAAUUUGAAAUCUCUGUGGGAGCGACCUGUAAUAAAACUCAUUCCCUUGCCCAGUCCCCCAGGGCUUUGUACUGCAUUUCUAGUCCGUCAGGAUUUCCCAGGUUCUGUAGCUGGGCUUACCUGGUAAUUUAAGCAUAUGCAGAGUCUUCUAGUCUUUCAUUUAAAACAACAACAACAACAACCUUUUAUUGCUUUAUUAGCACAGUGAACAAGUAUCUCUUAGACUUACAUUUCUUAGAUAUAUUCUCUUUAUUUUCCUGGUUUUGUUUGUGCAGUAGUAAUCCUGAAUAUGAGGUAGCUGUGUAUGCGUAAGUGCUGGGCUGAGACAGUAGUCAAGUCCACUGUUCUUAGACAUUUGAAGACCCCCAAUGCCUGUUUGGGCUGUUAAUGUUUUCUGUUGUAUUCUGAAAUGACAUCAUCAGAAUUCACUCUUCAUUGACAGGUGGGAGAGAAACUUCUUUCUUUAGUAUUUUAGAUAAUAACAUUUAGAUAACAACCCUACAAUUCUGUGAUCUAUGUCUGAAUUGUAGAAAGCAACACACAUUCAUAUCUGUAGGAAAAGAGAUUCUGCAUUGCAAGCAGAAACUAGGUAGAGGAAAUGAACACACAUUUUCAAAUAAAAUUGAUUUCCCCUCCCCAGAACAAUAAGCUUAAAUUGAAACUGAGGGUGUGUAUAAAUUUGAAAGGUGUUUUAAAAUUUCUAUAUAUAUCUUGGCCUGUUUAAAAUCCUAAUGUUUUCCUCUUCAAGUGUUUGAAUUUGAAUGCAAAAGUGGCAGCUUCUUUUUAGUUAGACUGGAUUGUAUGAAUUAUGUUAGAUUACAAGAUUUUACUGUGUGUUAACGUCUUAAUGAAAUCUGAUCAGGUACGGUUUUAACCUAUGUAUUAGUUCAUUGCAUUGUGAAGUUGUGUAACAUAGAAAGUACAUUAUAUAGUUUGGAGGAGCUAUAAUUUCAGGAUCACCUGUUUUAUUUUUUAGCUACUCUUAGAGGAACAGAAUAAAGAUAAUGUAGCAGAGGGUUAGUAUGACAUUAAUGCUCUCUAAUCCCUUAAUGAGUAUAGCAGAAUCCUUUUAAUUGGCAUAUUUCUGUUAGCAGUAGGGGAGUGCCAAUUAAGCAAUCUUCUCAAUUUUAAGACUCUCAGGAAUAUGCUGAGCUUAUUGAUAUUUGCUUUUUAUUCCAUGCCUUGAACUACAGAUUAGUAAUGUGCAAAGCAUUCCAAAUUCCUACAUCUUUAUUUGAUUAGCAAGCCACACUAGCACAGUGAAGCUCCAUGAAAUAUGUCCAUAGAGGAUGCCUUGAUUUAGCAAAUGCAGUUCUAAAGCAUUUGUGACUGUGACUGAACUUGCAAGACAGCUCUUAGCCACAGAGUUUAUCCUCUGAAGUUAAUUAAAUUGAAUUUUUAUCCA